CAGCCCCUGGUGCCACCAGCCCAGGGCUGCUGCUCUGGCCCCAACCAAAUGGACCGAGGCUUGGGCAAGUCCAUGUCAGUGCAGGACCUGAUGCAGGCAGCCCCGGGAACUGUCCAGGAUGCCCACCACAGCCACAGCCUCUCAUCUCCAAGCCCCUGUACAAGCAGUGACUCCCCCAUUGGCUUCCACAGCUGUAGCCAAGACCCUGGGGGAGGAGGGGGUGGCGGUGGUAUGGGCAGGAGUGGUGGAGGUGGAUGGGGUGAGGAGGACCUCUUUAUCAGUGACAGGGAGAUAGAGACGCAAGGAUUUGACUUCCUGUCACUGGGGACUGCUGAGGGCCACACCUACUCCUCGGAGCUCCUGAGUACAGGGAGCAGAGCAAGGGCAGGGUCCCAGGGCUCUAACCGUAGCCUGGCUCACGGUCAGGCAUCCUCACCCUCUGCUGGCAGCACCGAAUUGCUGAACAUGCCACACGUACGGCUAAAAUAAACUUGCCUACAUGUUCAGAAGGCACACAAAUCUCACCUCACAGAGACGGUUUUUAUCCUUUUUGGAGGGGAGUGGGAGGGUGGGAAUAUAACAAGGGAUCUUUUUUGUUUAUUUUCAUGUUGAUCCAUUUGAUAAGAAACACAGUAUUUUCAUACAGGCUGAUCACAUACAGCAUAUCAUCGCAUGAGUCUUUGUUUUAAAGUAUGAUUAACAAAAGAUUAAGGCUUGUAUAAUGGGAACAGACCCCUAAAACCUGAGACUUUGCUAUGAAACAAAGCCAACUAAACAUGGUCCUGAAAGCCGGCUGGUUGAUAUGUGACUUUGAGACAGAGCAUGAGCACUGCAUGUUUUCAGUCAAAGGUACUGAGAUUAGUAAGAUAUCGUUUACACUUGACAAAGUAGGAAGGCAUGGACAGCUAACAUUUAUGGAAAAUCCAUUUGAGAAUACCACUCAACUGUCGUAACUAAUGGAUAAAAAUGGGGCUUAAUACUUCUAGAGUUUUACCUGGUUAUGUAACAGUCUCAACUGAACAGAUGCCUGUAUAAACAAACCAUCAGCUAGAAGAUUGGCUAUUUCUAUGUAGUUAUUCUUAAUACCUACCACUGGGUCGGAUUCCCCUUGAAAUCAAUGAAAUGAUACAGUAGAAACACUACUGUUUCCAUCCACAGGGGACGCCAGAGUCAACACAAAGGGAAAGUUCCUUUUAACCGCCCACACAUCAUCUGUUUCCUGUCUCCCCAAUCAUGUGACAGGCUUCCAUACUGAAGUGAAUGUUACCUCACCACUGCCAAACUUUUCAUGCUCUGUUCUUCUUCGGUUUUAUUUCCAUACUAUUGUGUCCAUUUUAGAGAACCAAAUAACCUCCUUCCAUUUAUAUCCUUUAAAUUAUUAUAAUAAUGAAUUACUAACCUCGACCAAUGACUUUGGUUUCCCACAAUCUUUUCAAAUAUACCACACACAAAGACCAUGACAGUGUUUAUGCAAAAUUUAGCCCUUGAACUACAGGUCUUACAUACAUACUUUUUUAUUAUUUCUGAACGAGAGAAAUACAGUUUUAGGCUUUUUUAAUGAAUUCUUUCUAGUUUCAGGCAUCCAUUGCAUUGCAAUAAUUUCCAUACAGUGAAUCAAUUAGUGGACUCCUGAAACAUGCUUGAGUUAUAUACUCCUUCACAGUGAAUAUCAGUUCAUUUUUGUUGUUACAUGAUCAUUGUGCGGUUAUGCAGUCUAAGUGCAGAUAGUUUGAAGAAGUCUGCAUGCAUUACCUCCUAACAA
Morone saxatilis (striped sea-bass) is the source of this 1762-nucleotide messenger RNA. RefSeq lists its product as uncharacterized. The record is from RefSeq and is a predicted model, not a curated record. NCBI's taxonomy places the organism in Eukaryota, Metazoa, Chordata, Actinopteri, Moronidae.